AUGGGUCAUCAGGCUACCUCAGAAGCAGCAAGCACCCAACCAUUUCCACAUUCCGCUCCAAGGAACAAUCAGCCUCAGUUCCGCCAAGGGACUGGAAACAAAUGCUUCAUGUGUGGCAAUGCAGGCCACUAUGCCAAGAAUUGCCCAUGGAAUCAGCCAAGGCAGAUGCCAGCACCUAACCAAGACAAAGGGAGGAAGCAGAAAGUGCAAGUCAGGCAAGAGAAGCUCAACUUCACUGCUCUGGAGGAGCUACCUGAAGGAGCGACCGUCAUGACUGUGCAACGAGAAGAGGAAGUGGAAGAGUAUGAGACAAGCGAUAAUGAAGAUGAAACUGGAUGGCAAUAUGCUAGUUACAACGAAGAAUCAAUAACUAUUGUCAAUGACGAUGAUGAUUUCAGCGAUAACGAAUCUUCCAGGGGCUACGCUACCCCACGACCCCACACCACGCGCAUCUUCUUCGCCUCAACGCCGCAACCCAAUCCAACCGCCUGGAGCCCUGGACCGCUGGACGCCACCGCCCUGCCCCUCCUCGGCGCCGCCGCUCCUACACUACCCCAUGACCCCACACCACGCCCAUCUUCCUUGCCUCAACGCCGCCACCCAAUCCAACCACCUGGACCGCUGGACGCCACCGCCCCGCCCCUCCUCGGCGCCGCCGCUCCAUCCAACUGCCUCAACGCCGCCAUCCAUCCAACCUCCUCGGUGUCUCCUCCUCACUAUGUGGCCGUGAUCAAGAUGCCCCCUGGAAGGAUGGAUGGGGCAAGGACACGCAAAGACCUUGGUGAGGUGCCAAUUACUGAGUAUGAAAAGGAGAGGGCUUUAAAUGUGAUGAGGAACAACAAAAUAUUGAGUAGCCUUGGUAUAACUGGAUUAACAUCAGUUAUUCGAUCAAGUAGUACAAGGAAGAACUCUAUCGCUCGUGAAGACUUUGAUCCAUUGUAUGAACCUGAUCAUAGUGAGGACAAUGAUCAUCAUGUGGCUGAUCAGGAUGAACCUUUCUACAUUGAAAGAAGGAACACCAACAUGUCUACUGGUUUUGGAGGAACAAAAGGAUCCAAGAGAGUGGUAGCACCUAAUGUAGAAGACCAAGUUGGUAUAGUAACUAGGCAGAAGACAAAGGAAAUAUCCUUAGUUGAGAAAGAUAUACAUGGUUCGACUGCAAAUACAAAUGAGCACACAUUGAUUUAUGCCAAUUUUCCUGCACACCAUGAUGACGAGAUUCAGAUGUGUGAUGAAGGGAAUAGACGUCCUGAGGUUCCUAUGCAAGCUGCAAUGCUUGCAUCAGAAGGAGGAAUUGUAAUUAGGCAACAUAUGCCGAUCCUAACACAUUGGAAGGAAUACAAGAAUGACAAAUCCUAUUUGGAAGACUUCGUCGGUAGAAUUGGUGGUCAAUUUGCCAUAGACACCAAAAACAAAGAUGUCAAAUAUGCAUGUGCUGAUUUGAUGAGGUGUAAUCAGCGACAAAUGAGAUAUAAGCUCAAGAAGGCUUACUUUAAUGGUGUGGCAGCUGACAAAGUGAGAACAACAUCACCGUUGAGCACUAUGACAGAUGAGCAAUGGAUGCAACUAGUGAAUAUGUGGUCUACCCCAAAGCACAAGGACAAAUGUGUGAACAACAAAGUGAUUCGUGGAAAAGUUCGGUUCCAGCAAAAGACAGGAUCUCGGAGUUACAUUGCACAUAUGCAUGCCGUGAAGCAAGCCAAAUAUGGAGAUGCACCACCAAGUGCGAUUGAUCUUUUUAAAGAGUGCCAUUGUAGUAGGAAAACUAGUUUUGCUGAGCCUGUAAAGGAAGCAAUUGACACAAUGGAAGCACUUGUGGCUGAGCCUGGAGUAGAAGGGAAAGAAUCUAAGACCCCUACAGAAGCAGUUGCUCAAGUGUUGUCUUCAUCAAAAUUUCUUCAUAAUAUUGGUCUUGUACCCGCCACAAAGAAAAGUUGCAAUGGUGGUGAUCCUACACGUGUGGCAGAACUCGAGGCUGAACUUGAAUCAGAGAAGCAAAACUCAUUAGCAGUUAGAGCUCAGUUAGAUGCCCUAAAGAAGGUAGAAGAAUCAGAAGAAGCAAGGGCUAAGGAGUUAGAAAAGAUUAAUGAUCUGCAAAAAGAAGCAGAUGAGACCAAUGCUCUCCUUCGUCGUCUCUUUAGCCUCAAUAAGUAGUUGGUCGAUUGUGCC
Molecule: messenger RNA, 2169 nt
Organism: Zea mays
Lineage: Eukaryota; Viridiplantae; Streptophyta; Magnoliopsida; Poales; Poaceae
Exons: 10
Coding region: 1-2154 (717 amino acids)
Molecular function (GO): nucleic acid binding; zinc ion binding
Source: RefSeq, a predicted model, not a curated record